Morchella sextelata is the source of this 2874-nucleotide messenger RNA. RefSeq lists its product as uncharacterized. The transcript has a single exon. The record is from RefSeq and is a predicted model, not a curated record. The coding region runs from base 1 to 2874 and encodes 957 amino acids. Lineage: Eukaryota; Fungi; Ascomycota; Pezizomycetes; Pezizales; Morchellaceae.
AUGCACUUCCCCACCACCCUCCCCCCCACGUCCGGCAGCCCCGCCGCAAAGCUCAGCCUCGAGGGCAGCCGCUCCCCCCACCCCGAGACAUUCGACGGCCCCCUGCCCCCCGCACCGAGUGACUUCCCACGCACAAACCUCCCGCUGCGUCCGCGCCCCACAAUACCCCCACGGCCCAUAGGGCGGGCUGCUAAGCCAGCGACGUCUAGCCAGCCCGCAGCAGCAGCGAGGGUGCCGUACAGCUCGCUGGCGACGGCGAAGCUAAAGGCGAGUAAGAGCGUGCCGGCAGAGAAGCUGCUGGAGGCGCGCAACUCGUGGAAGCGGAAGCGGAAGGCGAGGCUGCAGGGCGCGGUCAAGUCCGAGUCUGACAUUCUACGGAGGAACCCCGAGUAUGGUGGCGGGGAUGCAGGGGUUGAGGAUUCGGGGAAAGGUGGUGGUGGUGGUGGUGGUGGUGGUGGUGGUGGGAGCUCGUUGAUCUCGGCCAAGUCGAAGAAUCGGUUGAAGAAGAUGUUUGGGAUCGAGCCCGAGGAGGAGGACGAGGGGGUGCCCGUGGAGGAGUUUCUGCAGAAGAAGAAGCCUGCAGUGGUUCGGAGACCUGAGGGAGGAGGGGGUGUUUCUUCGGGUUCGAGAAGCGGCGCGGAUCGUUCGGCGAACCUGUAUGAUAAGAUGGGGUUGACGGUGCAUAGGGAGAGGUAUAUGGCUUCUCGUGCGUCGCGGGAGGAGGACAAGGAGGAUUUUGACGGGCAGUCGCUCUUGCAUGGACUGGGAAGUGAGAGACGCAGGCUGAGCACCCAUGCCAAAAAGCUCACCUUGUCUGAGCUUCAAAGCCGUUAUGAUGCCUAUCGUGAGCGUAAGAGUUCUGAGAAGGAGGCAGAGAUCGUCAGGGUCCACACAGCACCUGAAGAACUCUACAAGCUGAAUCACCACCAUAAGGACCACCACAGGCUCACAGACGCUGCGAGGCGUGGAAUGAAAUCUGCAAAAGAGGAGAUGAAUGUGUACAAAUACACUAGGCGGAAAGAAAGAGACGACUCUGAAGAAAAAGCUGGGGCCCGCAUUGUCAACGCCAUGAGAACAGCAAAGUCCCGGUUUGAAAAUAGGGAUGCGGAGCGAGAGGCAAGGAGACAGGCCGCCUCGAGGCCAAAACCGCGUGCCAUCCAGCCCGGUGCGUGGUCUCGAUCGUAUUCCGCCCCCCAUGUCCCGGUGUUCUCGUCCCCGUCUUAUACACAGCCGGACCAGCCGUAUCUUGAGGCAGAUAAUAUCCAAUCCCCAAAGGCUUUGGGCCCGCAGUUGCCUGCUGAGCCUGUAGAGAGGAGUCGGGCCUAUUCGCAGGUUUUCCCGGCAAGACCGUCUCCUAUGUAUCGUCCUACUCUUUCUCCUGUGUACUCAAAGUCGCCAAGAUAUACAAGCCCGCUUGUUUCGAGCUCUUCGGGCGAGAGGAAGAAGGCGGAGGCGGCUGUAUCUGCAUCCACCUCUACAGACAUGCAGAAUGAUAUGGUGACGGCGAAUUCUUUUCUUGAUCCGCCCAAGUCUGCAUCAAGCACUGCUCCGCCAAUUCCUGAGAGAUCGGAAGCUAGGCUUCAGAGCGUACCAAAAGACCUAUCACCGUUAACUAGUUCGACCGUGAAACAGGAGAAGGUUCUUCAAUCCGCAAGUGAGAUUGCCACUCUAAGGCAAAAGCGCUCACCCAGCGGGCACCGACGAUCAUUGACCGCCGACGACGAAAUACCGCCACUAGAGCUCCCCCCACCAGAUGCCAACCCCACAGCUACAAGAGAAAUACCCCCUCCCGGAUCGCGCCAUUUCAAAGCAAUCCCCCCACCCCGAAACUCCCCAGCCAGCUCCCGCAUAUCACCCGACGCUCGCAGCCCCCACCACCACCACUACGCCGCGCACCACAAUAUCGACAUCUCCAAAACGCCCACCUCCUCCGCCCUCGAGUUCUGGGCCGCCGCCGACGCAUCCCUCGCCCCCUCCGAGUCGGCCUCCGCGCAGCCCGCAACCCGCCGCAAGGGCGAGCCGCCGCCAGAUAUAUGGCGCGACGCAGACCGCUCCCUGAACCUGCGCAAGGGCGGGCCUACGAUGGAGGAGUGGAUCGCGAGCCUUCCGGGCCUCGGGUUGCAUCUGGGCCCAUGGGGCGACGAUGCGGGACUGGAUGCGAGGGUGCUGGAGGACCUGAGGACGAGGAGUCCGCAGUCGUCGACGAUGCGCGGGAAUGGGGUGUUGAGGGCGGAGCUGGUCGAGAGGAUUAGGGAGAUGGAUGAGGCGGCGCCGGAGCCGGAGCUGGAGCCGGAGAUGGUUGAGGAGGAGGAGGAUGAGAUGGCGCCGGAGGUCGUUGAGGAGCUUGUUCCGGAGGAUGGGGAGAGCUCUGACGACGAUGAUGGUGGUGAGGAGGCGGAGGCGAAUGUACCGCCGGCAGUGGUGGACCCCGCGCUGCUACACCCAAAAUAUGUUCCUGGCCCGUCGCAGGGCAGGGGCAGAGGGGGAGCGCUGACAAUGGCGAAGGCGCGCAUGCCGAGGACGGCGUUCAAGGAGAUGGAUUUGGCGGGGGAUGUGACGGAGAGGCUGGAGGCGCUGGAGAGGUAUUGGGAUGAGCAGGGGAUGAUGGUGGGGUCGGUGCUGAAGCGGAUGUUGUGGAUUGUGGAUAGUAUUAUCGUGAAGGAGAGGGAGGAUGCGCAGCGGGUGGUGAGGCGGAUGGAGAUGGGGUGGGGGGAGAGUGAUGAGGAGGAGGAUGAGGAGGAGGAGGAGGAGGAGGAGGAGGAGGAGGAGGAGGAGGAGGAGGAGGAGGAGGAGGAGGGGGAAUAUGAAGAGUAUGAAGAGGAGGAAUAUGAAGAAGAGGAAGAGGAGGAGGAAGCAGAAGAAGAGGGUGAGUGA